Nicotiana tabacum (common tobacco) is the source of this 685-nucleotide messenger RNA. Lineage: Eukaryota; Viridiplantae; Streptophyta; Magnoliopsida; Solanales; Solanaceae. The record is from RefSeq and is a predicted model, not a curated record.
GUUGGCAUAUAUGGUUAUACAGCUUAUUCAACCAGUAAGUUUGGCCUCAAAGGACUGGCAGAAGCAUUGCAGCAGGAGGUUAUUGGUGAAAAUAUUCACGUAUCACUAAUAUUUCCCUCGGACACUGAAACUCCUGGAUUUGCUGAAGAGAACAAAAGAAGGCCACGGGUGACUAGUAUAAUAGCAGCUUCUUCUGGUGCCAUGAAAGCUGACGAAGUUGCCAAGAUAGCUUUGAAUGGCAUUAAAUCAGGAAAUUUUACUGUCCCCUGUAACUUUGAGGGAUUCUUGCUUUCCAUAGCAACUGCUGGUCUAUCUCCUCAAAGAUCAUUCCUAAUGGCAUUUGUCGAAGUGAUAGCUGCUGGAAUAUUACGUGUUGCUGGCCUAUGUUUCCAGUGGAAUUGGUACGGAAGCAUAGAGAAAUGCCUGGAGAAAGGAAAUAGCAAAUGACUACUUAGCACAGUCUAACAAAUGUUUUUUGCAACUUCCUUAAAAAAUUAGUUUGAAGUAGUUUGAUCUACGGGUAUGCUAAGACUAAAACUAUGUAGUCCUCGUCCCCAUUAGAUUUUGUCCAUUACCAAUUUUCUCUGGCUAAUUUGACCAGUUUUUUCUAUCUACUGUGCUUGAAGUUCAAUAGAUUUUUAGUUAACUGGUAAGGUUAUACUAUUAGUUUUGCAUUUAAGCUUAA